CUGCUGCCGCCGCCGCCUCCUACGUCUUUCCCUUUGACAAGUCGCCGCUGCUGCAGCAAAAAUAAAGGACGCGGCCACCGCAGCCGCUGCCGAGCCGGGCUCGGGUCGCCGGAGCCGCGCCCCACCCCCGCCAGCUCUGGAGCCGCGUAUGAACUAAUGGCUGAAGAGUAAAUCAAAAUGGCAACUAUGGUUCCACCAGUGAAACUGAAAUGGCUUGAACACCUCAACAGCUCCUGGAUUACAGAGGACAGUGAAUCUAUUGCUACAAGAGAGGGGGUUGCUGUUCUGUAUUCUAAACUGGUCAGCAAUAAGGAAGUAGUACCUUUGCCCCAACAAGUUUUGUGCCUCAAAGGACCACAGUUGCCAGACUUUGAACGUGAGUCUCUUUCAAGUGAUGAACAGGACCACUAUUUGGAUGCCCUUCUUAGCAGUCAGCUAGCACUAGCGAAGAUGGUAUGUUCAGAUUCCCCAUUUGCUGGGGCACUUCGAAAAAGAUUGCUUGUACUCCAGCGUGUCUUCUAUGCACUUUCUAAUAAAUACCAUGAUAAAGGCAAAGUGAAACAGCAGCAGCAUUCUCCGGAGAGCAGCUCUGGUUCGGCAGAUGUCCAUUCUGUUAGUGAACGUCCCCGGUCAAGCACUGAUGCACUUAUAGAAAUGGGUGUUCGAACUGGUCUAAGUUUAUUAUUUGCACUUCUGAGACAAAGUUGGAUGAUGCCUGUGUCGGGACCUGGUCUCAGUCUUUGCAAUGACGUUAUUCAUACUGCAAUUGAAGUUGUGAGCUCUUUGCCACCAUUAUCUUUAGCAAAUGAAAGCAAGAUUCCACCUAUGGGCUUGGAUUGCUUAUCACAAGUAACAACAUUUCUUAAAGGAGUAACUAUUCCCAAUUCUGGAGCAGACACUUUAGGUCGUAGAUUAGCUUCUGAGUUGCUGCUUGGUUUAGCAGCUCAGCGAGGUUCUUUGCGGUAUCUCCUUGAAUGGAUAGAAAUGGCCUUAGGGGCUUCAGCAGUUGUAAAUUCCAUGGAGAAAAGCAAACUACUAUCAAGCCAGGAAGGGAUGAUCAGCUUUGACUGCUUUAUGACUAUAUUAAUGCAGAUGAGACGUUCUUUGAGUUCAUCUGCUGAUCGGAGUCAGUGGAGGGAACCACCCAGAACAUCUGAUGGCUUGUGCUCACUCUAUGAGGCAGCUUUAUGUCUCUUUGAAGAGGUUUGCAGAAUGGCGUCUGAUUACUCAAGAACGUGUGCUAGCCCAGAUAGCAUUCAGACUGGUGAUGCUCCCAUUGUUUCAGAAACCUGUGAGGUUUAUGUUUGGGGGAGCAAUAGCAGCCAUCAGUUGGUAGAAGGCACACAGGAGAAAAUAUUACAGCCCAAACUGGCUCCUAGUUUCUCUGACGCGCAGACUAUUGAAGCUGGACAAUACUGCACUUUUGUCAUUUCUACGGAUGGCUCUGUCAGAGCUUGUGGUAAAGGCAGCUAUGGGAGACUGGGCCUUGGAGAUUCUAAUAAUCAGUCUACUUUAAAAAAGUUAACAUUUGAGCCUCACAGGUCCAUUAAAAAGGUCUCAUCUUCUAAAGGAUCUGAUGGUCAUACUUUAGCUUUCACUACAGAAGGAGAAGUCUUCAGCUGGGGAGAUGGUGAUUAUGGGAAGCUGGGACAUGGAAAUAGUUCAACACAGAAAUAUCCCAAGCUUAUUCAGGGCCCUCUGCAGGGAAAGGUAGUUGUUUGUGUGUCAGCUGGAUACAGACAUAGUGCUGCUGUCACAGAGGAUGGUGAAUUAUACACAUGGGGUGAAGGAGACUUUGGAAGAUUAGGUCACGGUGACAGUAAUAGCCGUAACAUUCCAACGUUAGUAAAAGACAUUAGCAAUGUAGGAGAGGUUUCUUGUGGCAGUUCACAUACUAUUGCUUUAUCUAAAGAUGGGAGAACUGUAUGGUCUUUUGGAGGAGGAGACAAUGGCAAACUUGGCCAUGGUGAUACCAACAGAGUGUAUAAACCUAAAGUUAUUGAAGCUUUACAAGGAAUGUUCAUUCGCAAAGUUUGUGCUGGAAGUCAGUCUUCACUUGCUUUGACAUCAACAGGGCAGGUCUAUGCUUGGGGCUGUGGCGCUUGUCUAGGUUGUGGUUCUUCAGAAGCUACUGCACUGAGACCCAAGCUUAUUGAAGAACUGGCUGCCACAAGAGUAGUUGAUAUUUCUAUUGGAGACAGUCAUUGUUUGGCUCUUUCUCAUGAUAAUGAAGUUUAUGCCUGGGGCAAUAACUCAAUGGGGCAGUGUGGGCAAGGAAAUUCCACGGGUCCUAUUACUAAACCAAAGAAAGUGAGUGGCUUAGAUGGCAUAGCUAUUCAACAGAUCUCCGCUGGAACAUCACAUAGUCUGGCAUGGACUGCUCUUCCUAGGGACAGACAAGUUGUUGCCUGGCACCGACCUUAUUGUGUAGACCUUGAAGAGAGUACCUUCUCACACCUUCGUUCAUUUCUUGAGAGAUACUGUGAUAAAAUAAACAGUGAGAUUCCCCCGCUCCCUUUCCCUUCAUCAAGGGAACACCACAAUUUCCUCAAGCUGUGCCUGAAGCUGCUUUCAAAUCACCUUGCUCUUGCGCUUGCGGGAGGGGUAGCUACCAGCAUUCUUGGGAGACAGGCAGGUCCGCUUCGAAAUUUACUCUUCAGACUGAUGGACUCAACUGUCCCAGAUGAAAUCCAAGAGGUGGUAAUUGAAACUCUGUCAGUGGGAGCAACCAUGCUGUUACCUCCAUUACGAGAACGUAUGGAAUUACUUCAUUCUCUUUUACCCCAAGGACCUGAUAGAUGGGAAAGCUUAUCUAAAGGACAGAGAAUGCAACUGGAUAUUAUUCUAACAAGUUUGCAAGAUCAUACCCAUGUAGCCUCCUUACUUGGCUAUAGCUCACCCUCCGAUGCUGCUGACCUCUCUUCUGUAUGUACUGGCUAUGGAAACCUGUCGGAUCAACCUUAUGGCACGCAGAGCUGCCAUCCAGACACCCAUCUGGCUGAAAUUUUAAUGAAGACUCUCUUAAGAAAUUUAGGAUUUUAUACAGAUCAAGCAUUUGGGGAGCUAGAAAAGAAUAGUGAUAAAUUUCUACUUGGAACAUCGUCUUCAGAGAACAGUCAGCCUGCUCAUCUUCAUGAACUGCUGUGUUCACUGCAGAAACAGCUGCUGGCAUUUUGCCAUAUCAAUAACAUUAGUGAGAACUCAAGCAGUGUGGCAUUGCUUCAUAAACAUCUUCAGCUCUUGUUGCCUCAUGCCACAGAUAUUUAUUCACGUUCUGCAAAUUUGCUCAAAGAAAGUCCUUGGAAUGGCAGCGUUGGAGAAAAAUUAAGAGAUGUGAUAUACGUCUCAGCUGCAGGCAGUAUGCUCUGCCAGAUUGUUAACUCCCUACUGUUACUCCCAGUGUCGGUGGCUCGGCCUUUAUUGAGUUACCUCCUCGACUUGUUGCCACCUCUUGACUGCCUUAAUAGACUCCUGCCAGCGGCCACUCUUUUAGAAGACCAGGAGUUACAGUGGCCUCUUCAUGGAGGGCCAGAACUGAUUGAUCCUGCUGGUGUGCCAUUACCUCAGCCAGCCCAGUCCUGGGUGUGGCUUGUUGAUCUGGAAAGAACAAUUGCUCUUCUUAUUGGACGAUGUCUUGGUGGCAUGCUUCAGGGUUCGCCUGUGUCUCCAGAGGAACAGGACACUGCAUAUUGGAUGAAAACACCACUUUUUAGUGAUGGUGUAGAAAUGGAUACCCCUCAGUUAGAUAAAUGUAUGAGUUGCCUAUUAGAAGUAGCUCUUUCGGGAAAUGAAGAACAGAAGCCUUUUGAUUACAAAUUGCGGCCUGAAAUUGCUGUCUAUGUAGACUUGGCAUUGGGUUGUUCAAAAGAGCCUGCUCGAAGCCUUUGGAUCAGCAUGCAGGAUUAUGCUAUUAGUAAAGAUUGGGACAGUGCAACUUUAAGUAAUGAGUCACUCUUGGACACUGUGUCUAGAUUUGUUCUUGCAGCUCUUCUGAAACACACAAAUUUACUCAGUCAAGCAUGUGGAGAAAGCCGAUAUCAACCUGGUAAAAGCUUAUCAGAAGUGUACCGUUGUGUGUACAAAGUUCGAAGUCGUUUACUUGCUUGCAAGAACCUUGAACUUAUUCAGACCAGGUCAUCAUCAAGAGACAGAUGGAUCUCAGAAAACCAAGACUCUGCAGAUGUUGAUCCUCAGGAGCAUUCAUUCACCCGGACCAUUGAUGAAGAAGCUGAAAUGGAAGAACAGGCUGAGCGAGACAGGGAAGAGGGGCAUCCAGAGCCGGAGGAUGAGGAGGAAGAACGGGAACACGAAGUGAUGACAGCUGGCAACCUUGUUUUUGUGUUACAUGUUCCAGAAAUCUUUCAGUGUUUCCUCUCAGCCCGUGAAGUAGCUCGUAGCCGAGAUCGAGAUAGAAUGAACAGUGGGGCAGGGUCUGGGGCUCGAGCUGAUGAUCCACCUCCUCAGUCUCAGCAAGAGCGAAGGGUCAGCACAGACCUUCCUGAGGGUCAGGAUGUGUACACUGCUGCCUGCAACUCCGUGAUCCAUCGAUGUGCCCUGUUAAUAUUAGGAGUCAGUCCUGUGAUUGAUGAGCUUCAGAAGCGAAGGGAAGAAGGACAGUUGCAGCAGCCUUCCACAAGUGCCUCUGAAGUGGGUGGACUUAUGACCAGGAGUGAAAGUCUUACUGCAGAGAGCCGGCUAAUCCACGCAAGUCCAAAUUAUAGACUGAUCAAAUCGAGGAGUGAAUCUGAUUUGUCUCAGCCUGAAUCAGAUGAAGAGGGUUACGCACUGAGUGGAAGACGAAAUGUUGAUUUGGACUUGGCAUCAUCUCAUAGAAAGAGAGAUGUCAUAAGCCAUAACAUGCCUAUCUUCAGUUGGUCAGAUGCACCUACCAAGUCUGAGAACUUUUUGGAGCCAUUCAGGUGUUCUGAUUCUGACUUGAGCUAUGAAGGACAAGCAGAUGUCCAGCCAAUGUAUUUACUCCUUUUUGGCCAGUUGAGCCCCAGAAAAAAGAAGAGCUUCAAGCAAGUACAUGAUGGUCCUAUGCAUAAUCAUUUGGAAACCCUGAGCGACUCUUGGGCGCGCCUGAAACAUAACAGAGACUGGUUGUGCAACUCCUCUAACUCCUUUGAGUCUGAUUUUGAUCUUACCAAGUCUUUGGGAGUUCACACUUUGAUUGAAAAUGUUGUAAGCUUUGUGAGUGGAGAUGUGGGGAAUGCCCCAGGUUUUAAAGAGCCAGAGGAAAGUAUGUCUACAAGUCCCCAGGCCUCCAUCAUUGCAAUGGAACAGCAACAGUUAAGGGCAGAACUUCGUUUAGAGGCACUUCAUCAGAUCCUUGUACUGUUGUCUGGAAUGGAAGAAAAAGGUAACAUCUCUCUGACAGGAAGCAGAUCAAGCUCAGGUUUCCAGUCAUCCACUCUGCUCACAUCUGUGAGGCUGCAGUUUCUGGCAGGGUGUUUCGGUUUAGGCACUGAUGGACACGCAGGAGCCAAAGGAGAGAGUGGCCGAUUGCAUCACUAUCAGGAUGGGAUCAGAGCAGCUAAGAGAAAUAUUCAGAUUGAAAUCCAGAUGGCUGUGCAUAAGAUUUAUCAACAAUUGUCUGCUACUCUGGAGAGAGCCCUGCAAGCAAACAAGCAUCACAUUGAAGCCCAGCAGCGUCUCCUUUUGGUUACAGUUUUUGCCCUGAGUGUUCACUAUCAACCAGUAGAUGUUUCUUUGGCGAUUUCCACGGGUCUGCUAAAUGUAUUGUCGCAGUUAUGUGGCACAAACACCAUGCUAGGACAACCUCUUCAGUUGUUGCCAAAAACGGGUGUUUCCCAACUAAGCACAGCUUUAAAAGUGGCUAGUACAAGAUUGCUCCAGAUUCUAGCCAUCACUACAGGGACCUAUGCUGAUAAACUGAGCCCCAAGGUAGUUCAAUCUUUGUUGGAUCUACUCUGUAGUCAGUUGAAAAAUUUGUUGUCCCAGGCCGGUGUACUACUUAUGGCCUCUUUUGGAGAAGGAGAAGAGGAUGAAGAAGAAAAGAAAAUUGACUCUAGUGGAGAAACUGAGAAGAGAGACUUCAGAGCUGCUCUUAGGAAACAACGUGCAGCCGAACUGCAUCUGGGGGAUUUUCUAGUUUUUCUUCGCAGAGUUGUAUCUUCAAAAGCAAUUCAGUCAAAAAUGGCUUCCCCAAAGUGGACAGAGGUGCUUUUAAAUAUAGCAUCUCAGAAAUGUUCUUCAGGAAUUCCUCUAGUUGGUAACUUAAGAACGAGGCUCCUUGCACUUCACGUCCUUGAGGCUGUGCUACCAGCUUGUGAAUCUGGUGUAGAAGAUGAUCAAAUGGCCCAGGUUGUUGAACGUCUGUUUUCCCUCCUGUCGGAUUGUAUGUGGGAGACACCCAUUGCUCAGGCCAAAUAUGCUAUUCAGAUAAAGGAAAAAGAACAAGAAAUAAAAUUACAGAAGCAGGGAGAGUUGGAGGAGGAAGAUGAGAAUCUUCCUAUACAAGAAGUGUCCUUUGACCCAGAGAAAGCUCAGUGUUGCAUAGUGGAGAACGGACAGAUUUUAACUCAUGGCAGUGGAGGAAAAGGAUAUGGAUUGGCAUCAACUGGAGUAACUUCUGGGUGCUAUCAGUGGAAGUUCUACAUUGUGAAGGAAAACAGAGGUAAUGAAGGCACCUGUGUUGGGGUUUCUCGCUGGCCCGUGCAUGACUUUAACCACCGUACCACCUCGGAUAUGUGGCUCUACCGGGCCUACAGUGGUAACCUCUAUCACAAUGGAGAACAGGCUCUGACGUUGUCCAGCUUUACUCAAGGAGAUUUCAUUACCUGUGUGUUAGACAUGGAAGCCAGGACCAUCUCCUUUGGGAAAAAUGGAGAGGAACCCAAAUUAGCUUUUGAAGAUGUGGAUGCAGCAGAGUUGUACCCAUGCAUAAUGUUCUAUAGUAGCAACCCAGGGGAAAAGGUGAAAAUUUGUGAUAUGCAGAUGCGUGGCACACCACGAGACUUACUUCCAGGAGACCCCAUUUGUAGUCCAGUAGCAGCAGUGCUGGCAGAGGCCACUAUUCAGCUUAUUCGUAUCCUUCAUCGAACAGACCGUUGGACUUACUGCAUUAACAAAAAAAUGAUGGAAAGGCUGCACAAAAUUAAGAUAUGUAUUAAAGAUUCAGGUCAGAAGCUAAAGAAAAGCCGCUCGGUUCAAAGCCGAGAGGAAAAUGAAAUGAGAGAGGAGAAGGAGAGCAAAGAGGAAGAGAAAGGUAAACACAAUAGACAUGGCCUUGCUGACCUGUCAGAGCCGCAGCUGAGGACCCUUUGCAUAGAGGUAUGGCCUGUGCUGGCAGUGAUAGGAGGAGUUGAUGCUGGUCUUAGAGUUGGAGGUCGGUGUGUUCACAAGCAAACUGGGCGCCAUGCCACGCUGCUGGGAAUGGUCAAGGAGGGCAGCACGUCUGCCAAAGUCCAAUGGGAUGAAGCAGAAAUUACCAUCAGCUUCCCAACUUUUUGGUCGCCUAGUGAUACUCCAUUGUAUAAUCUGGAACCCUGUGAACCGCUUCCUUUUGACGUGGCACGAUUUCGAGGCCUGACGGCUUCUGUGUUGCUGGACCUCACAUAUCUGACUGGCAUUCACGAAGACAUGGGCAAACAGAGCACCAAGCGACAUGAAAAGAAACACCGACAUGAGUCUGAGGAGAAAGGGGAUGUUGAGCAGAAAAUUGAGAGUGAAUCUGCUUUAGAUACACGAACAGGCUUAACAUCUGAUGAUGUUAAAAGUCAGGGUACCACAAGCUCCAAAUCAGAAAACGAAAUAGCUUCAUUUUCUUUAGAUUCAACAGUGCCAGGUGUGGAAUCCCAACAUCAAAUAACAGAAGGAAAAAGAAAAAAUCACGAACACAUAUCCAAAAACCAUGACAUAGCCCAGUCAGAAAUCAGAGCAGUCCAGCUGUCCUAUCUCUACCUCGGUGCUAUGAAAUCACUUAGUGCUCUUCUUGGCUGUAGUAAAUAUGCUGAACUGUUGCUGAUACCAAAAGUUCUGGCUGAAAAUGGCCACAACUCAGACUGUGCGAGCUCUCCAGUUGUUCAUGAAGACGUGGAGAUGCGUGCAGCCCUUCAGUUCUUGAUGCGCCACAUGGUGAAACGAGCAGUCAUGCGGUCACCCAUAAAGAGAGCACUGGGAUUAGCAGAUCUGGAACGAGCUCAAGCCAUGAUCUAUAAGUUAGUGGUCCAUGGGCUUUUGGAAGACCAGUUUGGGGGCAAAAUUAAGCAAGAGAUUGAUCAACAAGCUGAAGAAAGUGACCAAGCCCAACAGGCACAGACGCCAGUUACCACUAGCCCAUCAGCCUCGAGUACAACAUCCUUUAUGAGCAGCUCACUGGAGGACACCACAACUGCCACCACUCCAGUCACUGACACAGAAACGGUGCCUGCAUCUGAGUCCCCAGGAGUGAUGCCACUUAGUCUUCUCAGGCAAAUGUUCUCUAGUUACCCAACUACCACUGUACUUCCCACACGUCGUGCACAGACUCCUCCAAUAUCAUCAUUACCCACCUCUCCUUCUGAUGAAGUAGGAAGGAGGCAAAGCUUAACUUCUCCUGAUUCCCAGUCAGCAAGGCCAGCUAACCGCACAGCCUUGUCAGACCCAAGCAGUAGACUUUCAACUUCUCCUCCUCCUCCAGCAAUUGCAGUACCCUUGCUGGAAAUGGGGUUCUCUCUCCGGCAGAUUGCGAAAGCCAUGGAAGCCACAGGUGCUCGAGGAGAGGCUGAUGCCCAGAACAUCACUGUCCUUGCCAUGUGGAUGAUAGAGCACCCUGGGCAUGAGGAUGAGGAGGAGCCCCAGUCAGGCAGCACAGCCGACUCAAGGCACGGAGCCGCAGUUGUAGGCAGUGGUGGGAAGUCAAAUGAUCCCUGCUAUUUGCAGUCACCUGGAGACAUACCAUCAGCUGAUGCUGCUGAAAUGGAGGAAGGCUUUAGUGAAAGCCCUGAUAAUCUGGAUCAUGUAGAGAAUGCAGCUUCUGGAAGUGGACCACCCGCUAGGGGUCGCUCAGCAGUUACAAGAAGGCACAAGUUUGAUUUAGCUGCUCGAACAUUGCUAGCAAGAGCAGCGGGGUUAUACCGCUCUGUGCAGGCCCAUAGGAAUCAAAGUCGGAGAGAAGGAAUAUCUUUGCAACAAGACCCAGGGGCAUUGUAUGACUUUAAUUUAGAUGAGGAAUUGGAAAUUGAUCUUGAUGAUGAAGCGAUGGAAGCUAUGUUUGGACAAGACCUGACCAGUGACAACGAUAUUCUGGGAAUGUGGAUCCCAGAGGUACUGGAUUGGCCUACCUGGCAUGUUUGUGAGUCUGAAGACAGGGAAGAAGUGGUGGUAUGUGAACUGUGUGAGUGCAGUGUCGUCAGCUUCAAUCAGCACAUGAAGAGAAAUCACCCAGGCUGUGGGCGCAGUGCAAACCGCCAGGGCUAUCGCAGCAACGGCUCCUAUGUGGAUGGCUGGUUCGGUGGUGAAUGUGGGAGUGGAAAUCCAUACUACCUGCUAUGUGGCAGCUGCAGGGAAAAGUACUUAGCCCUGAAGACCAAAUCCAAGGCAACAAGUUCUGAAAGGUACAAGGGACAAGCUCCAGAUCUAAUUGGCAAGCAGGACAGUGUGUAUGAAGAAGACUGGGACAUGUUGGACGUUGAUGAAGAGGAAAAGCUAACAGGUGAAGAAGAGUUUGAAUUACUCGCUGGACCACUUGGUUUAAACGACCGCCGCAUUGUACCAGAACCAGUUCAGUUCCCUGACAGUGAUCCAUUGGGAGCAUCAGUAGCAAUGGUAACAGCAACCAACAGUAUGGAAGAGACUCUGAUGCAAAUAGGUUGCCAUGGCUCUGUAGAAAAGAGUUCCUCCGGGAGAAUAACAUUAGGUGAACAGGCAGCUGCCUUAGCAAACCCUCAUGACCGGGUGGUGGCUUUAAGGAGAGUGACUGCUGCUGCUCAGGUUCUUCUGGCCAGAACCAUGGUCAUGAGAGCUCUGUCUCUUCUCUCAGUCAGUGGUUCCAGUUGUAGCCUGGCUGCUGGUCUUGAAUCUCUGGGGCUUACAGAUAUCCGAACGUUGGUUCGAUUAAUGUGCUUGGCUGCAGCAGGGAGAGCUGGCCUCUCCACCAGCCCUUCCGCCAUGGCAAGCACUUCAGAACGCUCACGAGGUGGGCACAGCAAGGCCAACAAGCCCAUUUCUUGCCUGGCCUAUCUGAGCACAGCAGUGGGAUGUCUAGCAUCAAACACUCCUAGUGCUGCAAAACUCCUGGUGCAGUUGUGUACACAGAACUUGAUUUCUGCUGCAACAGGGGUAAAUCUAACCACGGUCGAUGAUCCAAUUCAGCGAAAGUUUCUACCUAGCUUUCUCCGAGGAAUUGCUGAAGAGAAUAAGCUUGUAACCUCCCCAAAUUUUGUUGUAACUCAGGCCCUUGUGGCAUUACUAGCAGACAAAGGGGCCAAACUAAGACCUAAUUAUGAUAAGUCAGAAGUUGAAAAGAAAGGCCCUCUGGAGCUGGCUAACGCCCUGGCAGCCUGCUGCCUCUCCUCCAGGCUAUCCUCACAGCAUAGGCAAUGGGCUGCGCAACAGCUUGUGCGCACUCUUGCUGCACAUGACCGUGACAACCAAACUACUCCACAAACACUCGCUGAUAUGGGAGGAGAUCUCAGAAAAUGCUCCUUUAUCAAGUUGGAGGCUCAUCAAAACAGAGUAAUGACUUGUGUUUGGUGUAAUAAAAAAGGACUCUUGGCUACAAGUGGCAAUGAUGGCACCAUCCGGGUGUGGAAUGUCACCAAGAAGCAGUAUUCACUGCAACAGACCUGUGUGUUCAACAGAUUGGAAGGUGAUGCUGAGGAAAGCCUGGGAUCACCUAGUGAUCCAAGUUUCUCACCUGUUUCCUGGAGUAUCAGUGGCAAAUAUCUAGCUGGGGCUUUGGAAAAGAUGGUGAAUAUCUGGCAAGUUAAUGGAGGAAAAGGGUUAGUAGAUAUUCAGCCUCACUGGGUCUCUGCCCUGGCUUGGCCAGAAGAGGGUCCAUCCUCAGCCUGGUCAGGAGAAUCUCCAGAAUUAUUGUUGGUGGGACGGAUGGAUGGUUCUCUAGGACUGAUUGAAGUUGUUGAUGUAUCCACCAUGCACCGUCGAGAAUUGGAGCAUUGCUAUCGAAAGGAUGUGUCUGUAACUUGCAUUGCUUGGUUCAGUGAAGACAGACCAUUUGCAGUGGGAUAUUUUGACGGAAAAUUGUUAUUGGGAACAAAGGAACCGCUUGAGAAAGGAGGCAUUGUUCUAAUUGAUGCACAUAAGGACACCCUUACUAGUAUGAAGUGGGACCCAACAGGUCAUAUUCUUAUGACAUGUGCCAAAGAAGAAAAUGUGAAACUCUGGGGGCCUAUUGCAGGAUGCUGGCGCUGUCUACAUUCACUCUGCCAUCCAUCUAUUGUAAAUGGCAUUGCUUGGUGCAGCCUUCCAGGGAAAGGAUCCAAGUUGCAUUUACUGAUGGCCAGUGGCUGUCAGAGUGGCUUAGUAUGUGUUUGGCGUAUUCCACAAGAUACCACACAGACCAGUGUGACUAGUUCAGAAGGAUGGUGGGACCAGGAAUCAAAUUGCCAGGAUGGAUAUAGGAAAUCAGUCGGAGCCAAGUGUGUUUAUCAAUUGCGAGGACACAUCACCCCUGUCCGGACCGUUGCCUUUAGUUCUGAUGGGUUGGCCCUGGUGUCUGGUGGUUUAGGUGGCCUCAUGAACAUUUGGUCUUUAAGGGAUGGCUCUGUCUUGCAAACUGUUGUGAUUGGCUCUGGAGCUAUUCAGACCACAGUAUGGAUUCCAGAUGUUGGGGUAGCUGCUUGCUCAAAUAGAUCAAAGGAUGUUUUGGUCGUGAAUUGUACAGCAGAAUGGGCUGCUGCCAAUCAUGUUUUAGCAACCUGUAGGACAGCACUGAAACAACAGGGUGUUCUGGGAUUAAACAUGGCUCCCUGCAUGAGAGCAUUUCUGGAGCGGCUGCCCGUGAUGCUUCAGGAGCAGUAUGCCUAUGAAAAGCCUCAUGUGGUUUGUGGUGACCAGCUUGUUCACAGCCCCUAUAUGCAAUGUCUGGCUUCCCUUGCUGUGGGACUUCAUCUGGAUCAGCUGCUGUGUGAUCCUCCAGUGCCACCACACCACCAGAACUGCCUCCCUGACCCUGCAUCGUGGAAUCCAAAUGAGUGGGCCUGGUUAGAAUGUUUCUCAACCACCAUAAAAGCUGCUGAAGCCCUGACCAAUGGAGCACAGUUUCCAGAAUCUUUUACUGUUCCUGAUCUAGAGCCUGUUCCAGAGGAUGAACUUGUACUCCUAAUGGAUAACAGUAAAUGGAUUAAUGGCAUGGAUGAACAAAUUAUGUCUUGGGCAACUUCCAGACCUGAGGACUGGCACCUGGGAGGUAAAUGUGAUGUCUACCUGUGGGGUGCUGGCAGGCAUGGACAGCUGGCAGAAGCUGGAAGAAAUGUAAUGGUACCUGCAGCAGCUCCCUCAUUCUCACAGGCCCAACAGGUUAUAUGUGGUCAGAAUUGUACCUUUGUCAUACAGGCCAAUGGCACAGUGUUGGCUUGUGGGGAAGGAAGUUAUGGCAGAUUAGGACAAGGAAAUUCAGAUGACCUUCAUGUGCUGACAGUUAUUUCAGCCUUACAAGGCUUUGUGGUGACCCAGCUGGUGACUUCCUGUGGUUCUGAUGGACACUCCAUGGCCCUGACUGAAAGUGGUGAGGUCUUUAGCUGGGGAGAUGGUGAUUAUGGCAAACUCGGCCAUGGGAACAGCGACAGGCAGCGGCGGCCCAGGCAGAUCGAGGCCUUACAGGGAGAGGAAGUGGUGCAGAUGUCUUGUGGCUUCAAACAUUCAGCAGUGGUAACAUCAGAUGGCAAACUGUUUACCUUUGGGAAUGGUGACUACGGUCGUCUGGGUCUUGGAAACACUUCUAACAAAAAACUUCCAGAGAGAGUGACUGUACUGGAGGGGUAUCAGAUUGGACAGGUGGCUUGUGGCUUAAACCAUACUUUGGCAGUGUCAGCAGAUGGCUCCAUGGUGUGGGCUUUUGGAGAUGGGGACUAUGGAAAACUAGGCUUAGGAAAUUCCACUGCAAAAUCUUCACCUCAGAAAGUUGAUGUCCUUUGUGGAAUUGGAAUAAAAAAGGUUGCGUGUGGAACUCAGUUUUCUGUUGCAUUGACCAAAGAUGGUCACGUGUAUACCUUUGGUCAAGAUCGCUUGAUAGGCUUGCCAGAAGGGCGUGCUCGCAAUCACAAUCGACCACAGCAAAUCCCUGUCCUGGCUGGAGUGGUCAUUGAAGAUGUGGCAGUUGGAGCUGAACACACACUUGCUUUGGCAUCAACUGGAGAUGUGUAUGCCUGGGGGAGCAAUUCAGAGGGGCAGCUUGGCUUAGGCCACACCAACCACGUUCGAGAACCAACCCUGGUAACAGUUCUGCAAGGGAAAAACGUUCGGCAGAUCUCGGCCGGUCGCUGCCACAGUGCUGCGUGGACAGCGCCACCUGUCCCACCAAGAGCACCAGGUGUGUCAGUGCCUCUGCAGCUGGGCCUGCCCGAUGCAGUGCCCCCCCAGUACGGGGCGCUGAGGGAGGUGAGCAUUCACACCGCGAGGGCCAGGCUCCGGCUGCUUUACCACUUCUCCGACCUCAUGUACUCAUCCUGGAGGCUACUGAACCUGAGCCCCAACAAUCAGAAUAGUACGUCUCAUUAUAAUGCUGGAACAUGGGGCAUUGUGCAGGGACAGCUCCGACCUUUGUUAGCCCCAAGAGUCUACACCCUCCCGAUGGUGCGCUCUAUAGGAAAAACCAUGGUUCAAGGCAAAAACUAUGGACCUCAAAUUACUGUAAAGAGGAUAUCAACCAGAGGAAGGAAGUGUAAACCCAUCUUUGUUCAAAUAGCAAGACAAGUAGUUAAACUGAAUGCAUCAGACCUCCGUCUGCCAUCCCGAGCCUGGAAGGUUAAGCUGGUCGGAGAAGGGGCUGAUGAUGCUGGAGGAGUGUUCGAUGACACGAUCACAGAGAUGUGCCAGGAACUUGAAACUGGUAUUGUUGACCUUCUUAUACCCUCUCCCAAUGCUACCGCAGAAGUGGGUUACAAUAGGGACAGGUUCCUUUUUAACCCUUCUGCCUGCCUCGAUGAACACUUAAUGCAGUUUAAGUUCUUGGGAAUUUUAAUGGGGGUUGCCAUUCGCACAAAGAAGCCUCUGGACCUCCACUUAGCCCCUCUGGUGUGGAAGCAGCUGUGCUGCGUCCCACUCACCCUGGAAGACCUGGAGGAGGUGGAUCUGCUCUAUGUGCAGACUCUCAACAGCAUUCUUCACAUUGAAGACAGUGGGAUUACCGAGGAGAGUUUCCAUGAGAUGAUUCCUCUUGAUUCUUUUGUUGGCCAGAGCGCUGAUGGCAAAAUGGUUCCUAUAAUCCCUGGUGGAAAUAGUAUCCCACUCACGUUUUCUAAUAGGAAGGAGUAUGUGGAGAGGGCCAUUGAAUAUCGACUUCAUGAAAUGGACCGACAGGUGGCUGCGGUCCGAGAAGGGAUGUCCUGGAUCGUCCCCGUGCCACUGCUGUCCCUCCUCACGGCAAAGCAGCUGGAGCAGAUGGUGUGCGGGAUGCCCGAGAUCUCUGUAGAAGUCUUGAAGAAAGUGGUGCGGUACCGGGAGGUGGAUGAGCAGCACCAGCUGGUGCAGUGGUUCUGGCACACGCUGGAGGAGUUCUCCAACGAGGAGCGGGUGCUUUUCAUGAGGUUUGUGUCUGGAAGGUCUCGACUACCAGCCAACACUGCUGAUAUCUCUCAGAGAUUUCAGAUCAUGAAGGUUGAUAGGCCUUACGACAGUCUGCCUACCUCACAGACCUGCUUCUUCCAGCUGAGACUGCCGCCCUACUCCAGCCAGCUGGUCAUGGCUGAGCGCCUGCGCUACGCCAUCAACAACUGCCGCUCAAUCGACAUGGACAACUACAUGCUCUCGCGAAACGUGGACAACGCUGAGGGCUCCGACACUGACUACUGACCACCCAGGGUGCCGUCGCCCCUCCUUCUUCUCAGUAAUGCUCACUUCCAACUUAAUGCUGAUACACUUUUAUGGUAACUAAUAGAUGUUUUAGGAACAUAAACCGACAUUAUAAACAGUGGCCACAUUUAGUUACUCUAAAUGUAACAAAGAAAUUAGAUGUUUUUAUUUUUCUGUGAUUGUACAAAAAAAAGACAAAGUGCUCUAAGUCAGGUUUUUCCCUCCAUAUUUGUGGUCACUUUUGAUAAGUUUGCAUGGAACCAUUUCGGUGCAUUUUUAGUUGGGAAUGGUACAUUUUUGUAAACCCACCCAGUGAACAUGAAAUUGUACAUUGUGUAUAAUUGUUCAUUAGAAAGGACAGUUUUACAUGAAUAUUCAUAUAUUUAUUUUGUUUUAAUUUGAAUUGCCUGUGCAGGGUUCCUUAUGCAGAGAAAUAAAGCCAAUUCAGGAAUCAG
This is a messenger RNA of Balaenoptera musculus (blue whale), 15431 nucleotides long. RefSeq names its product HECT and RLD domain containing E3 ubiquitin protein ligase family member 1 (gene HERC1). The transcript has 80 exons. NCBI's taxonomy places the organism in Eukaryota, Metazoa, Chordata, Mammalia, Artiodactyla, Balaenopteridae. The record is from RefSeq and is a predicted model, not a curated record. The coding region runs from base 178 to 14976 and encodes 4932 amino acids. Gene Ontology annotation, molecular function: protein binding; ubiquitin-protein transferase activity.